AUUGUUAUUGUCUAUAAAUCCAAACAAUAACAACUCAUUCUUCAUCAAAGUCAGUCUACCCAACCCGACCCAGACUCAGCUCAACACCCCAUCAAUGGCGUCAACCAUUGCUCCAAUCUCUCUCUUCCUGCUACUUUUGACCCUUUUCUCACAAACCCAUUUCUCUUCAUCCUUCAGAGUCCUCAGAUUGAACUCCGGCCGUCCAUUCACUCCCAUCCUAUCAUCAAUCUCAGACGUCCACGACCUCCUCCCCAAAUACGGUCUCCCAAAGGGUCUCCUCCCCAACAAUGUCCAAUCUUACUCGCUCUCAGACGACGGUAGUUUCGAGGUCGAGCUCAGAAGCCCUUGCUAUGUGUAUUUCGACCGAUAUGUGUACUACAAUAAGAAGAUUACAGGGAAAUUGAGCUAUGGGUCGGUUUCUGAUGUGACUGGAAUUCAAGCCAAGAAGCUCUUUUUGUGGGUCUCUGUGACUAAGAUUCAUACCGAUGAGGGCUCAGAUAGCAUCAGAUUCUAUGUUGGAUCUUUGUCUGAGGAUCUUCCUGCCUCAAAAUUUGAAAAUGUUCCUGACUGUAAGAGUAAGGCUUGCAAAUCGACCAACCCAGAAUCCAUUUGAGUCUCGAGGGAAGAGUUGUUCAGUUCCAUCCAUGUUGUUGGCAAACUGAAGUGCAUAAGGAGAUUUAUACUUGAAUUUGUUAGGCAUAGUUUGGUACCAAAUGAGCUCUGUUAUGUUAAGUUCAAAAUCUAUGUUUCUGCUGUAUGUUUAUACAACUUGUUAUCUGAACUGUGAUUCCAUUUGUGUCCAUAAAUUGAGUAGUUUGAAUGGUAAAGACAUUAUUAGUAUGUGAUUUGCUUAUAAAAGAUCAAAAGUUUGAGUUAUUGUUUGUUGAA
Molecule: messenger RNA, 888 nt
Organism: Humulus lupulus (European hop)
Lineage: Eukaryota; Viridiplantae; Streptophyta; Magnoliopsida; Rosales; Cannabaceae
Exons: 2
Coding region: 95-613 (172 amino acids)
Source: RefSeq, a predicted model, not a curated record